This is a messenger RNA of Papilio machaon (common yellow swallowtail), 2194 nucleotides long. RefSeq lists its product as uncharacterized. Bases 8 to 2143 code for a protein of 711 amino acids. The transcript is spliced from 14 exons. The record is from RefSeq and is a predicted model, not a curated record. NCBI's taxonomy places the organism in Eukaryota, Metazoa, Arthropoda, Insecta, Lepidoptera, Papilionidae.
AAUCAAAAUGCAUGAUAAGAUCCUGCGGCUGGCGGAUGUGUGGAAGACGUGCAACAAAAUCCGCGCGGCCAGCUUCCGCGUCGGCCUUAACCUGUGGGACUGGUACCGCCCCCUCGACCCCGAUGGCAACUGCUUGCUCUCAGAGUCAAAGUUCGUGUCGAUCCUGGCAGGCCCGCUGCGACCGGUGGUGGGCCUGUCGGAUGCAGAGAUCUCGCAGCUGGCAGACUACUUCCGCGCGCAGGACGGCCGCGUGCACUACCACCAGCUCUGCCAGAUCAUACACGGCGAGGAUGCAAGCGACCGCAGCCGCACGUCGGCGGACUGCAUCUUGGAGGCGUGUCCGCCACCGCCGGAACCGCGCUGCCAUACGCUGGACAUGUGGCAGACGCGUCGACUGUGCUGCCUUCUCGCCACCAUCGCCGCCCGAGAUCUACCGCUCAGACCCUACUUCCAGGACUAUGAACUUGUGGCUAAAAAUGACGGCCGCAUCACGUUCGCUCACUUCGCUCGGAUCCUGCACUUCGUGGGCGUGAUCCUAUCCCCCGAGGACUUCAACCUGAUUGUGCGCCGGUUCAUCAAGGACUCCUACACCAUAGACUAUGUCGAGUUUCUUAAAGCCGUCGAGGCCGUCAAGAAAGAAGGAAUACAAGGAUUGGGGCCGGCUUAUCAGCACCCGGGAGCCGUGCUGGACACGACGUUGCCGAAGCUAUCACGGCCGGAGGUGGAGGCGGGGCGACCGGGCUCGCUGCUGGGUACCGAGGUGUUCCACCCCGCGCUCCAGCCGCCGCGCCCCCCGCGCGCACUUCUAGACGUCAUGCUCAGGGUGCAGGAGUUUGUGCUUCAGCGACGCAUUAGGGUUUCUGAGUAUUUUAGAGAUUACGAUGCUCUGAAUAGCGGCCGCAUAAUGCCGCAGCAGUUCCGGCGCGCUUUGGACGCAAUGGGACUGGGCAGCGUGAUAUCAGAGCAAGAAGCCGCCUGUAUCGUGCGCCACUACCUCGACCCUAACGACAAGGAGCGUGUCUGCUGGCGAACUUUCGAAGAUGAUUGCGAUCAGGUAUUUACGGUGAAGGAACUGGAGAAGCACCCCGAGGUGGAUCCCGGCGCCAUGGCCGCCGUCAUCGCCGAGCUUCCGGCGUCGGGCUCGGCGGCGGAGAAGCACCAGCUGACGGACGAGGACCUGGAUCAAGCCGAAGCAGCACUGUUGCGCAUCAGAGCUGCUUGCAAGGAGAGAAGUAUCGACUUAAGGCCUAUUUUCGGUGACUAUGACAAGCUGCGUUGCGGGCAUGUGUCACGCAGCGUGGUGCGCAGCGCGCUGUCGCGAGGCGGCGUGCUGCCGGCGCCGGCGCACAUGCGCGCCCUCGAGGCGCGCUACCUGGACGACUGCGGUUUCAACUUCAUCGCCCUACUCAAUGACCUGGAGGAGCGGCCGGUGGAGAGCGCGACGGCGGCGCGCGCACUUCCCGCGGUGGGCACGCCGCACGCCGCACAUGACCCCGCUCAGACCGACAUCGUACAGAUACUCGCCAAGAUCAAGGGCAGGAUGGUACGAGAAGGUCUUCGGCCGCGCGACUACCUGCGGCAGUUCGACAAGCACAACGAGCUGGUGAUCCCGCGGCCGGACUUCUACCGCGGCAUGGCCUCCGCCGGCUUCGUGCUCACGCCGUUGGAGAUGGACACCGUUAUGGACGUGUUCUGCGCACCGACGCGGCGACGUUACAUCGACUACGACCGCUUCUGCCGCACGGUGGGCGAGGCCCUGGCGCAGGAGGGAUUAGAGCGCGCUCCGCUGCUGCAGCCGGUGCCCCACGCGCCACCGCCGCCCACCAACAACUUCCUCAACUUCGAGGAGCGCAGUAUCGUUUCCAAGGCGCUCGACAAGCUCUCCAAGCACCACGACCAAGUGUCGAACAUAUUCGAAAUCUUCAAGGAUGCGGACCGCGAGCAAUGCGGUAGCGUGCCGCCGGUGGCGGUGCAGCGCGCGCUCAGCCGACGCGGCGUGCUGGCGCUGCUCUCGGCGCGCGAGCUGCAGCUAAUCUGCAAGUGCUUCGGCUACCGGCGUGGCUGUGGCGACGAGGUGGACUACCGUGCGCUGUGCACAGCGCUAGAGCUGGUGCACGCCACCACGCGCGCGCAACCCUGCUGACAGCCCCGCUGAUAGGCCAUGUCUACCGUCCAUUGUUAAUGUGAUUACAAA